AUGGAGAACCUGUACGAAACUCUGGCGGACGACCUCGAUGCCUUCGUGGAGAAGAGCCUCCAACCUGACGGGGAAUGGAAAUGGGAAGUGCAGGAUGCCUGGAACCGAUGUGCCAAGUUCUUGAAGGAUCACUGCUUCCAGAAUGAGCUGGUCGCAAACCAAGAGGUGCAGGUGCUGAAAGUGGUGAAGGCUGGCUCCUCCGGAAAGGGGACGACGCUGAACCACACCUCUGACGUAGACAUGGUCCUAUUUUUGAGCUGUUUCCGAAGCUUCCAGGAGCAGGCUGACCUUCGUGAAGACAUCAUCGACUUCAUCACGGAGAAAGUAGAUCACUGUAGCCAGAGCCUGGCCUACAACCUCACUGUCGUUCAGCACAGGUGGGGGAGCAGGGCCCCCCGCUCCCUGGCCAUCCAGGUCCAGGCCAAGAAGAACAGUGAUGUCAUCAAAGUGGACGUGCUCCCAGCUUUUGAUGUUCUGGAAAACGCACCCCCAGACUCUAGGCCGCCACAGGAAGUCUACCAGAAGUUAAUAACCUGCGACCACCUGCCUGGGGAAUUCUCCCCCAGCUUCGUGGUCUUGCAGAGACACUUCGUGAAAAGUCGCCCAGUCAAACUCAAGAAUCUCCUUCGGCUGGUGAAACACUGGUGGUACCAGCAGCAUCUGAGAUACAAAUAUCAAAAGGUAGCAUUACCCCCCAAAUAUGCUCUGGAGCUGCUAACCAUCUAUGCCUGGGAAAUGGGGACAGAUGAAAGUGAGAGUUUCGACCUGGCCAACGGAUUUAGAACAGUGAUGAAGCUUCUCAAAGAAUACAGUAACAUCUGCAUCUACUGGACCAAGUACUAUAACUUUGAAAAUGAAGUAGUCAACGUUUUUCUCAGACAACAGCUGAAGGCGAAAAGGCCUGUGAUUCUGGAUCCGACAGAUCCCACCAACAACGUGGGAAGUGGAAAGAGAUGGGAUGUGAUGGCCAAGGAGGCAGAUUACUGCCUGCGACAGGCUUGCUGCAGGUCCGUCCAGGGGUGGAACGUGCAGGCUGCCAGAGAUGUUUCUGUGAAGGUGAAGGUGUCCGGCGAAGCAGCCCAGACCUUCUUGGUGGACCCCUACAGACCCAUCUGGAAGAUGAAGAGGGAGAUCAGAGAGCGGUGGGGCCUCGACGGGCAACUCCGACUGUCCUUCCAGGAACCCGGAGGGGAGCGAAAGUCGCUCAGUAACUCCCGGACUCUGGCGUAUCAUGGCCUCUUUGCCAAGGUGAGCAUCUCGGUUCUGGAGGCCCAGCCCGGCCAGAUCCAGGUGUUCGUGAAGCACCCCGGCGGCCUGACCAAGCCUUACGCUGUGUCCCCCGAGGACUCCAUCUAUGACCUGAAAGAGAAGAUCAGCCUUGCAGGGGGACCCCCGGAGAAGGAGCAGAUCCUCAAGUUCCCGGGUCACAAAGUGUGGAACAGCAGCGUCCUGGCUGACCUGGAUGUCCGGGAUGGAGACACGCUCACGUUGCUCAGGAAAUCGGACUAGUCCCUGCGACUGCCUGUGACCCGCCAUCCCCAGGCCUGCCCCUUUCAUUCAAACCAUUGUUCUCUUUCGGAAGCAUAAAUAGCAAAGCACUCCUCCUCGCUUGUCAUCCACCCGCAGAGGGCCAGAGAGAGAGUACAGUGGAUAAGGUGCUUGCCUUGCACGUUGCUGAUCCUGGCUGGAUGCUGGGCAAAACCACCAGGGGUCAUUAAUGUGCGCAGAGCCAGGCCUGCCCUAGAGCGCACACACCCGCAAAACACAAAAAGUAGGGGGCUGGAGCGAUAGCGCAGCUGUAGGGCAUUUGCCUUGCAGGUGGCUGACCCAGGAUGGACCUGGGUUCAAUCCCCGGCAUCCCAUAAGGUCCUCCAAAGCCAGGACCGAUUUCUGAUCGCAGAGCCAGAGG
Molecule: messenger RNA, 1909 nt
Organism: Suncus etruscus (white-toothed pygmy shrew)
Lineage: Eukaryota; Metazoa; Chordata; Mammalia; Eulipotyphla; Soricidae
Product: 2'-5'-oligoadenylate synthase-like protein 2
Exons: 6
Coding region: 1-1509 (502 amino acids)
Biological process (GO): negative regulation of viral genome replication; defense response to virus; regulation of ribonuclease activity
Cellular component (GO): cytosol; membrane; nucleoplasm
Molecular function (GO): protein binding; double-stranded RNA binding; 2'-5'-oligoadenylate synthetase activity
Source: RefSeq, a predicted model, not a curated record